Scomber japonicus (chub mackerel) is the source of this 1221-nucleotide messenger RNA. RefSeq names its product indoleamine 2,3-dioxygenase 2-like. Lineage: Eukaryota; Metazoa; Chordata; Actinopteri; Scombriformes; Scombridae. The record is from RefSeq and is a predicted model, not a curated record. Gene Ontology annotation, molecular function: metal ion binding; L-tryptophan 2,3-dioxygenase activity; heme binding. The transcript has 10 exons. Gene Ontology annotation, cellular component: cytoplasm. Bases 1 to 1221 code for a protein of 406 amino acids. Gene Ontology annotation, biological process: 'de novo' NAD+ biosynthetic process from L-tryptophan.
AUGGAUACUAACAGCAGAGAAACACUACAGGCAGACUCCAAUGUAUUUGAUAUUUCUGAGGAACUUGGAUUUCUCCUUAAAGAUCCACUGACGAACCUUCCAGACUAUUAUCGAGUGUGGCUGGAUCUGGCAAAUAAUGUCACACAUCUGCUAGAGUCCUGUACACUACGAGACAUGGUUCACAAGAUGCCUGUCUUGAGUCCUGAUCUCUUGAGUAACCAUCGGGAGCUAAGGCUGGCUCACCUAGCGCUGGGAUUCAUCAGCAUGGGAUAUGUGUGGCAGGAAGGACAACAUGCACCUGCUCAGAUUCUCCCAAAAGCUCUGGCCUGGCCCUAUUGGCUGAUAUCUCACAGGCUGGGCCUUCCACCCAUCCUAACUUAUGCAGAUUCUGUUUUAGCUAACUGGAAGUUGAAGGAUCCCACAGGGGAUAUGGAAAUUGGGAACAUGGACUUGAUAUUUUCCUUCCCUGGUGGUGAGACUUGCAGAGGAUUUUUCAUUGUGUCAUUGCUGGUCGAAAGGGCUGCUAGUUCCGGCAUUAUGGGGGCACUGGAGGUGAUGCAUGCUAUGAAAAUCUCUGACUUCAUUGGCAUUCAGAAGGGCCUGGGUAAAGUAACUCAGUCUCUGAAGAAAAUGAGGGAAACUUUAAAACUCAUGCACAAUCAUGUGGACCCAACUGAAUUUCAUGGAACACUGAGAAUUUUUUUCUCAGGGUGGCGAGACAACCCCAUGCUUCCAAAGGGGCUGUUGUAUGAAGGUGUGAGCACUGAGCCAAUUUUGUUAUCAGGUGGAAGUGCAGCUCAGAGUUCAGCCAUUCAGUGUUUUGAUGCUUUGCUGUGCAUCCAGCAUGAUGAUGAGACAGGAGCUUUCCUGACACGCAUGAGAGAUUACAUGCUUCCUGCCCAUCGUCAGCUGAUAGAAACUCUGUUCGUCUGUCCAUCUCUGAGAGACUUCAUCCUGUCCUGUUCUUGCUCUGAUCUCUGCCAGGCUUACAACUCCUGUGUCUCAGCGCUGGUGGAUUUACGUAACUACCACCUCAAUAUUGUGGCCAAGUACAUCAUUGUGCCCGGUAACCAUACCCGUGCCGUGGGUUGCCCAUUCAGAGGCGUGGGCAACACCCUUAACACCACAGGCACUGGUGGAUCCAGGCUCAUGGUCUUCCUCAAGAGUGUUCGCAAUACCACAAAUAAAGCACUGAUCUCAGAAAGUGUCAAGAGAAACUGA